Molecule: messenger RNA, 1847 nt
Organism: Acyrthosiphon pisum (pea aphid)
Lineage: Eukaryota; Metazoa; Arthropoda; Insecta; Hemiptera; Aphididae
Gene: kappaB-Ras
Product: NFKB inhibitor interacting Ras like 1
Exons: 3
Coding region: 206-838 (210 amino acids)
Biological process (GO): negative regulation of canonical NF-kappaB signal transduction; Ral protein signal transduction
Molecular function (GO): GTPase activating protein binding; GTPase activity; GTP binding
Source: RefSeq, a predicted model, not a curated record
AAUUAUUAUGAUGUUAAUUUUUCACAUUUGAAUAAAUGUUAUAAAUAAUUAUCAUCAAAUAAUAAUUAAGUUGAUAUAAAUAUAUUAUGUCAGUGUCGACUGUCGGGAUUUUAUGAUCAUAUAGGUACCUAUUAUAAUAUCAAUAUAAUAACUUUUUUCUUUAUUUGUAAUUAUUUUUAAUUGCAAUUAAACUGUAUGAGUAAAAAUGGUAAAAAAUUAUCGUGUCGUUGUAUUUGGCGUGAAAGGCGUUGGUAAGACAGCAAUAUUGGAACAAGCUAUUUAUGGACAUUUUAGUAAAAAUUACAAACUGUGGCCUACUAUCGAGGAUAUAUACCAGGCUUCUAUAGAUAUUGGCAAAGGGGUACGUGAACAAGUUCGUUUUUAUGAUACUGCUGGUUUGGAUUUGACACAGUUACCCGAGGUUGGAUUGUAUUCAAAUCCAGAUCCUUCGCUUAUGUUGUCUUUUGGUCAAAUAGCUAAGCAGUAUGCGUCCAUUGCAGAUGCCUUUAUACUAGUAUAUGAUACAAGUCGACCAGAAACAUUUGAUUGCUUGGUCACAUUAAAAAAAGAAAUUGAUAAGAAUAAGGAAAAAAAAGAUGCUUUUUAUGUCAUUAUUGGCCAUAAAAUGCGAGAAAUGGAUAUCAAAGCUCCAACUUUAGAGUGUCCUACAAGUCGAGCUUCCCAUUGGUCUAUUAGAGAAAAAAUGAAACAUUUUGAAGUUAAUGCUUUAGACCGGACAAGUUUAUUUGAACCAUUUAUUUAUAUUGCAACAAAAUUUAAUACUGUACAACCAAAGAGCAGUUUUCCUCAGCUAGUACGAAAAGGUACUCAACACUGAUGCCUAUUAAUGCCAUUGAUUUUAUAGUAUUGUUAUAGGUAGUAUACUGGUAUUUUAUACUAUAAUUAAUUGUACAAUUAAUAACCUCUAUAAAUAUUUUAAUGUUAAAAUUGUUAUGAGCAUUUUAUAAUAUUGUUAUAAUUUUUGUUUUUGUUGCUAGUCAGGUGCAGUGGCGUGGUGAACGGUUAGGUUAGGUUUUGCAUCUGAGAUUUUUCUUAAAUAGAGCGGGUAGGUGGUAAACGGUGGGUCCCCUAGUAUAAAUAUAAUACGAUAUACUCAAUAGGUAGUCAAUAACGAUCUGAAAUUUAAUUAGUUAUAUUAUAUUAACACCUUAUUAUGCAUUAAGACUUGGGAUAUUUGUAACUUGCCUCUGGAAAAUGUUUAGUUCGCUACGUCACUGGUCAGGUGACUACUGAGUGCCUUCCCAAUUCAAUCAUUCCCGUUACUUAUAAGUUAUAACAUUUAACCCAUUACUGCCAGUUUUUUUAUUUACAAUUUUAACCAACAUUUUCUUGAAAACUUUUGUUAUACCUCAAAAAUGAUUGUAGAAAAAUCUUUGUUGCAAUAUGGCAAUGUACAGCAUUGGUGGGUUAAUAAACAUUGCUUAUUUUACUCAUGUAUACAUUGAAACUAAUUUAUUUUUAAAAAAAACAAUUUUUUUAAAAAUUUUAAAUAACUUACAUUGUUUUAAAACUACUUACCUUUAAAUUUGUAAUAGGCAAUAAAUUCACUCUAAUAUUAAAAAUAAUAAGAAAAAAUGAAUUAUUAAAUGUAAAGUUUGAUGUGUUAUACGUUAGUAAUAAAGGUAAAACUACAACUUAUAAAUUCACAUAUUCGUUACAAAUUUUGAUAUUUUGUGUAUUAUAAUUAAAUAUAAAAUGUAUUAUUAAAAUAUAAUAAUAAUAUAAUACUUAUUUUCAUCUUUCAAAACACUUGUUAACAGGGUAUUUUCUACAUUUCUUGAAUAAAAUUAAACUUUUAGAAAUCGCUAAUUUUAGUUUUCAGAAUU